Adineta ricciae is the source of this 708-nucleotide messenger RNA. NCBI's taxonomy places the organism in Eukaryota, Metazoa, Rotifera, Eurotatoria, Adinetida, Adinetidae. The record is from the annotation of a GenBank genome assembly.
AUGCCAUCAAGCAUUAUGUAUAUUCUGUGUAGCUUCUUCUCGUUUACACUGCUGUUUCAUCCUUCAAGUGGAUCAUCACAACAUCUUUUUGCUGGUGAUUUUCGUGCACCACAGGCACCAGCUGCCAUUCUAGCCGAAUAUCAAGCUUCUUACGUUCAACAUAAAUGGGAUGCAACUGGUAUUUCACAUAUUUCAACGGGUAUGAUCUAUGCCGGUCAAGCUAAUAAUCGUCUCCGUAUGGAUGUGACAUAUGGAGGUGUAAUUGCUAGUUCUUUUUUUGACUAUGCCAAAGCAAAUAGCGAUGGUACAGUUCCUAAUUAUAUAUAUACUUUGUCGCCGUCAACAGCAACGGCAGGUUCAUGUGCGCAUUAUAAUUCAACACCAGCUUAUCCAUUAUUUCCACCGACAAUUCUUGCUGACUAUCAAGCAACGUUUGCUGGCCUGAUCACAGAUGAUCUUUUUUAUGCUAACCGGGGAGCUUUACAAGCUUGGGAUAUUUUAUUUGGCGGAAUGGUCAGUGUGACAUUCUUUCUGGACAGUAACAAUACGGUUGUCAGAAUGGAUUUUUCAUCACCUGCACGUAGUACAUUUACAACUACGCGUCUUUUCAAUAUUGUACCAGGUUCACCUACUGCGAAUCUUUUUGCAAAUCCAUGUCCAACAGACUCACCGACACCAACAUCAUCAAGUGGACGUCGAAGUGUUUAG